Sabethes cyaneus is the source of this 4115-nucleotide messenger RNA. RefSeq names its product protein timeless homolog (gene timeout). Lineage: Eukaryota; Metazoa; Arthropoda; Insecta; Diptera; Culicidae. The transcript has 15 exons. The record is from RefSeq and is a predicted model, not a curated record. Gene Ontology annotation, molecular function: DNA binding. Gene Ontology annotation, cellular component: replication fork protection complex. The coding region runs from base 60 to 4109 and encodes 1349 amino acids. Gene Ontology annotation, biological process: replication fork arrest; DNA repair; DNA replication checkpoint signaling.
UAAAAUUUUCUAGUGUUGUUUUUAAAUCGCUAGUGCUUUGUUCGUUAAAAUAAAACAGUAUGUCUAUACUAUUAGCAGACAUUGACGCAACUUGCUCAUUACUCGGUUGGCAUGAUGGGAACAAAUAUUACAUAGAACAGGAUGUUCAACAAGGUUUAAAACAUCUAGUUUGGAUUCUUAAACGUGAUGGAGCAGAUCACGAGUACAGGCGGUACAUCGGGCAAAAGAAAGUAAUGCAAACUGAUUUGAUUCCAAUGCUGAAGGGUCAUUUCGAGAACGCAGAUGUCGCAGAUGUGUUGUUGCGUCUGAUUGUGAAUCUAACAUAUCCACCGUUUCUCUUGUAUAAUGGAAAAUAUCCUAAACAAGCUGUAGACAGACGUAAGCUUCUGCAUUUAAUAGAAAUUUGUCAAGGCUAUAAAGAAGCCUUUGCCGUUCAGCAGGCCUGGACAGCGGUAGCUGAUCGUUUACAGAAGAUCCUGAAUAUCGAUUGGUCGGAACGCGUUGAAGAACAAGAGCUUAUAAUUGAGCGUAUUCUAACGUUGACUCGGAACGUUCUACGAGUUCCAUCUAAUAUCGAGAAAGAGAAACGCUCCGAUAAUGAUGCUAGCUUGCACGACCAGGUUUUGUGGGCUUUGCAUCAAUCCGGCAUACUGGAUUUGAUUCUUUAUAUCCUUGGGUCUGAGCACGAACAUCAGUAUCAUUUACAUGCCUUGGAAAUCAUAUCUUUAGUUUACCGCGAACAAUCGGCUACUAAUUUGGCCGAUGCAUUACUGCAUCGUAGCUUAGCCGAAAAACAGCGUGAUGAGCAAGAAUUAAUUACGGCUAGAAAAGAUGAAAAGGCUAAACACCAAAUUAAAGUACCAGCGGUUCGACACUCGCGGUUCGGUGGUAUUUACGUGAUGCAAAACUUGAAAUCGGGUGCAGACAACGAAAUAAUUUGCCAUCAAUCGCUGCAUAAGGUAUUGGAGAUGAAAUUCGAUUUAGACAAGAAACCGAACAAAAAGUCUUUCCGGCACGUACAAGAAACGGGUUCAGUUGAGCGGAAAAGUGCAUUUUCGGUCCGGUUGUUUCUCCGUGAGUAUUGUGUUGAGAUUUUGCGUUCUUCCUUCAACACUGCAGUACGACAACUGAGAAGAAUCCUAGAGCACAAUGCCGGCAAAGAAGCGGGUGGUGGACACGAUGAUUCAUAUCUACUGUGGGCGAUACGUUUUUUUAUGGAAUUUAAUAGGGAAUGUGGUUUUCAACUAGAACUUGUUAGCGAGUCAUUGAGUGUACGAUGCUUCCACUGGAUUAUAACUCGCAUAGAGCACUACAUCGACAUGAUGGCAUCGGACAAAACUCGCGUCCGCCUGUGGGCACGUCGUCUGCACAUUGCUGUAGAGGCUUACCGUGAGAUGUUGCAAAGUUUGCAAGCACUGCAGAAGCUCCCGGACGCAAAAGCUAAAGAUUUGUUCCUGAUGCUGCAAAACAACGUUUUCUACGUGCUCGAGUAUCGCGAAAUGAUCCUACAUUUGCUCAUUGGUUACAGUGAAACUAACAAUACACGAGCUUACUUAUGCAAUGUAAUCGAGACAGCCCACAUGUUCUUAAAAAUGUUACAGAAAUAUUGUCAAGGGACUGUGCGUGUUCAGAGUAAGAAACGCGUUCAGAGUAAGAAACGCGUGAAGCCGAAAAGAAAUAAAGCUAAUACAGCCGUAAGACAAAACGAACCGGAGCUUGAUGCGGAUGCUCUAGAGGAGAUGUGGCUAACAAUGGCUAGCGAAAUUUCGACUUGUCUAGUUAAUCAGAUUACAUUGCCUGAGGAAGAUCAUCCCAUUCCAUUUGACGCAGCCUCGGAUGUAUCCAUAGAUGAUCAAAAGGGUGACUGUAUGAUAAGGAUUCAUUCAUUGCUGCGUGAUGGAAAAUACGAACAUGCUAUUCUUUUAAUGCGAUCCGGCAGGGAAGUUUGGCCUGACAAUGAUUGUUUCGGAUCGGUGUUAUCCGCGCCAGAAGAUGAGCUGAUGGUCCUGAAGGAAAUUUUCUUAGCAAAUCUUCCACGCGUAACAGAAAAGGAACUUCCCACCCAACUCGAUUCUAUCGAUGGAUAUGCCGCGUCGAACGAAAAUCAUGAAGAAGAAGACGAUGAAGAAGAAGACAAUCAAAUGACGGAAACUGAUUUUAAGUUUGAAGACUUUGCAAGCAGAUUACUGAACCCAAAAGUUGUGCGGUCCUGUACCAUAGCACUGAUGGACUGGGACCGAAUUAAUACAUCAACGCUAAAAGCUGCGGUUACGAUUCUUCACAGGAUUGCUGUUGAUUGCAAAAUGCCAACAAUGCUCUUUCAGGCGUCGCUGUUCCGCAUAUUUCAGCGCGUGUUUCACGCCCCCAAGGAUGCUCACAAUGCUGAACUACGACGGCUUGGCGUUUAUAUCGUUCGACAGUUUACCACUCUGGCUCCCAGUAAUCCUAAAAUCUACGCUGAGCUGCUGUUCUACAAAUCGAUUAAGGAAGCGAAUGCUAUCGAAAUGGGAUACGAGGAUAUCUACGGCGAUAGUCUCGGCGGUGGCGGAUUGAAGGGAGCAUGGAGCGAAGAGCAAGAAGAAGAACUCCGACGGUUGUUCAUGGAGAAUCAAGCAAACCCAGCCACCGAUCAAGACGUUAUUGAUUGGAUAUUAGAUAACCUCAUCGAUAAGUCUCGCACACGUCGUGGCGUAAUCAAGAAACUUAAAGAACUGGGACUCAUAUUCAAAGCGCCUACUAAAAAAAGUAAUGCUGCGACUUUCAACAAAAACCUGUGGGCCCAAGAGCAGGACGAUCAACUGCGACUAUUAUACGACGAGAAUCGGCUGAAUGAAAACGUACUCUCCAUAAUUGUCGGUAAAUUUGAUGGCCUGCGAUCGAAACAGUCUAUCGUUAAGCGAAUGAUUGAGAUUGGUCUCAUCGCGGAUAAGUCCGAAGUAAAGCCUCCGCGAAAAACUGGAUCAAAAAAGACCAACAGGAAAGAUGAAUCAAGUGGAGAUGAUUCAGAAUCCGACCUGGACAGCUAUCAGGUAGAUUCUUCAAAAUCUAAAACGGUAAAGACGAAAAGCAAGUCCAUCGUUCCAAGAACAACUUCAUUCAACAAUAAACAUGUUCGUGCUGUUUUAAUGGAAUUGGAAGGCUCUUUCAAAGAAGCUGUCGAAUGGCUUACUGAAUCAUUUUCGGAAGCAUGUGAGGAUUACUUAGAAGAUUCUGAAGACCCCGAUGAUGGAGUGCCACUAGUUCCGAUUAUGCAGUUUCAACGAGAAGCUUUAGAAAAUGCUCAGUUUAAAAAUCUCCUUGCUGAACUAGGACUCAUUCCUCCAAGCGAAAAUGAAGCGUACUGGCGCAUUCCGGUUGCCAUGAAUCUAGCCGAGCUCCAAUUGCGCGUGAAACUGCUCAAUGGUGAAUAUCAGCAAAACGAGAUAGGGGAGGACGAGGUGGAUUUGAAUGGAGAACAACCACCACCCAAAAACACGGAUGAGGAUGUGGAUGGGGAAGAGCAGGAACUGUCUGAAGAUAUCUUUAGCGCGUGGCGAAAAAAGACAAACAUACUAUACAGCAAGAGCGACGUAAAUGUUGAACCACUGAAGAAGAAAACCAACAAAGUAUCACCAGAAAAGUCAAAAGAGGAAAAGAAAAAUAGAAAAACUAGUAGACAAACUAGCAAAAAGAAUAAUAAAACAAAAUCUGACCCUGUUGACUUGGCGAAACAGAGUGAUGUCGAAAACGAGAUUGAACCUCUCGAAUUGAAUAAUGACGAAAAGGAAAAUCUUGAUGAUUUUCCCCAUCAUCGCUCGCUACUGGUUUCAGACGAUGAAAUCGAUGAUGGCCCUCUAUUGCAAAAGCCAGAUAAAAAGACAAAAUCGAGAGUGACUACACUGUUGGAUUCAGACACGGAAUCAGACAGUGAGCAGGUGCGGCUAUUAGUCUCGGAUGACGAUACCAACGAUGGAGAGGAACGUAUUUACGAUGGAGGUUGUGGAGCGGUCGCUGCAAUCUACAAACGUUUACGAUCGGACGACUCAGAUUUAUCGGACGGUAAUGAUGACACCCAAAAAAAGCCUAAGCAACGACGCCGUGUUGUUAUAAGCGACGAUGAGGAAAAUUAGAAACAU